Ostrinia nubilalis (European corn borer) is the source of this 1893-nucleotide messenger RNA. Its product is annotated as ionotropic receptor 75a-like. Lineage: Eukaryota; Metazoa; Arthropoda; Insecta; Lepidoptera; Crambidae. The coding region runs from base 1 to 1893 and encodes 630 amino acids. The transcript is spliced from 14 exons. The record is from RefSeq and is a predicted model, not a curated record.
AUGAACAUCCUCAUAGUGUUUUGUUUGCUAUUCAAAGGUUCAGAGGGACUGCAGCGUGAAGUGGCUGAUUUGUCGUUUGAUUAUUUCAUGUAUAAAGAUGUGAAAUACUUAUGUUUUUUAUCCUGCGAUAAUGCCUACGAAACAAAAUUAAUGCUCAACAAGUUUUUAAACACAGACGUAAGACUGUCAGUGCGAAGAACAGACGAAUCCAAGACUUCUUUGGAAUGGUUUCUCCGGCAGUGGACCGUGCCUGUUGGGGUUCUGUUAGAUUUGUCUUGUAGUGAAUCGCUUGACAUACUUGAAGAGGCGUCGGCAAAAUCAUUGUUUGACGCCACUCACAUGUGGCUCAUGCUGUUGAAACACAACGAAACGUUUGAAGACUUGUUCCAACGACUUAACCUCAGCGUCGAUGCUGACAUCGUCGUGGCGCAAUAUGACGGGGAAUGUCACCAACUCACAGACGUGUACAACUUCGGGCGCAUCCAGGGAAACGACCUGGAGACGGAGCACCUCGGCGCCUGGGGACCUGGCACAGGUUUAGAAAUAAAAAAGAUUGGUUUCAAAUAUUAUAGGCGUUGGGAUUUCCACAAUUUGACGCUUCGUGCUGUAUCAGUGAUCCUAGAAAAACCGGAUGUCUUCAAACCAGAGAUGCUACUGGACGUAAAAUACACCCCUGGUGUCGCCGCUAUGACUAAAAUAUCGGCGCAAUUAUUGAAGGCUCUGAUGGAGAAGCAUAACUUCAGGUUUAAUUACACAAUAGUUAGCCGAUGGAUUGGUGAGCCAGUGGUGAACUCAACUUUGACAGUGACCAACUCUCUGUACUGGCGCCAGCAAGACAUCUCGUGCACCACCGCGAGGAUCUUCCCCAAGUGGCUGGAGUGGGUCGACAUCUUCCACCCUCCGGCUUCCAUGCUUGAGACGAAGUUCUACUACUUGAUCCCGGACAAAGGCGUGGGCGAGUACGAGAACCGCUUCCUGACGCCGAUGUCCCCCGGGGUGUGGUGGUGCUCCUGCGGCGCGGCGCUGGCCUGCGCGCUGGUGCUGGCGGUGUCCGCCGCCAUGGAAGGCCGGCCCAAGCCCGGGUUAUACGCCUUCUUUAGUGUGGUCGCUGCGCUGUGCCAGCAGGCAUACGAAGAUGGCGUUAUCUUCUUAGAAGAAAGGUUUUCAAGUCAAGGGCGCCGCAGCACGCUGCUGGUGAUCGGGCUGACGAGCAUGCUGCUGUACAACUACUACACCAGCAGCGUGGUGUCGUGGCUGCUCAACGCCGCUGCUCCUAGCGUCGCCUCCAUAGACGCACUUAUCUCCAGCGACCUUGAGCUGGUCUUCGAGAACGUUGGCUACGCGAAGGGAUGGCUUGCUAACCCUGGAUUCUACUACUUCAGUGGCUUCAAGAAUCCGAAAGAAGAUGAAUUAAGAGAGAAGAAAGUGAUUCAAGCGCAAAGAACUACACCUAUCUUUCAGUUGCCUGAAGACGGCAUGAAUCUAGUUCGCAAAGGCGUGUACGCGUACCACACGGAGCCGUACACCGCGAGCCAGGUGGUGGCGCGCUCGUUCGAGGAGCGCGAGCUGUGCGCGCUGGGCUCGCUGCAGAUGAUGCCGCCCGCGCCCGUCUACAUCAUGGCCCAGAAGCGCAGCCCCUACGGACAGUUCUUCAUUUGGAGCCUAAUGCGUUUGUCCGAGCGCGGGCACUACACGGCGUCGCAGGCGCGCGUGGGCGGCGCGAUGCCCGCGUGCUCGGGCCGGGCGCCGCGCGCGCUCGCGCUGGGCCAGGCGGCGCCCGCCUUCGCGCUGCUGGCGCUGCUCGCCUUGCUGGCGCUGCUCAUACUGCUGCUCGAGAUACUGUGGUUCAAGUACGUAGCUGUUGCUGGCAGUUGCACCAGCAGUCCUCUUUGA